UCUCUUUCGAGCAAAAGUCCUGAACCAAAACCCUUUAAAUGGCGUCUCUGGGAAAGAAACGACUUGGUAUCGGUAACAGCAGCGGCGACGAAGGGAUCGUUGCUAGAGUGACGCGCACUGUAUCGGAGUCAGCGAUCGUGAAUACAGCGAAAAAUGCGGCGAACGACACGGCCUACGUGGCUAAGAGGCUGGCUAAGAGCACGGGAAAGGCGGCGUGGAUCGCUGGGACCACUUUUCUCAUCCUGGUGGUACCACUAAUCAUCGAGAUGGACCGCGAGCAGCCGUUCAAUGAGCUCGAGUUGCAGCAACAGAGCCUCCUCGGCGCCCCCCCUGGCCCACUCAACAAGUGAGACUUUUUUGGCGAUGGGAAAUUAGUAGCAGAUAUCACUUCCAGUGAAGAAAAAAGUUGAAUAAAUUCGGUGCUGAAUUAGAAGCAUAAACUAAUUCACUUGAAAUAUUCUGGUA
Hevea brasiliensis (rubber tree) is the source of this 465-nucleotide messenger RNA. RefSeq names its product mitochondrial import receptor subunit TOM9-2. Gene Ontology annotation, biological process: intracellular protein transport. Lineage: Eukaryota; Viridiplantae; Streptophyta; Magnoliopsida; Malpighiales; Euphorbiaceae. Bases 39 to 350 code for a protein of 103 amino acids. Gene Ontology annotation, cellular component: mitochondrial outer membrane. The transcript has 2 exons. The record is from RefSeq and is a predicted model, not a curated record.